Messenger RNA from Eubalaena glacialis (North Atlantic right whale), 906 nucleotides. Its product is annotated as leucine-rich repeat-containing protein 37A3-like. Lineage: Eukaryota; Metazoa; Chordata; Mammalia; Artiodactyla; Balaenidae. Bases 1 to 906 code for a protein of 301 amino acids. The transcript has a single exon. The record is from RefSeq and is a predicted model, not a curated record.
AUGACAGUUCCAACACUGCAACAGGAUCAAGCUCAGCAUUCAAACUUGCCCAGUGUCACAGUUCAACCUUUGGACCAGGGGCUUCCCACAGCUCCAGAACCUACAAUGGAGGCUGAACAUUCCGCAGUCCUGCAGCAGACUACAGUUCCUCCAACAUACCCCGAGGUGACAUUUCCAAAUCCAGAGCAAGUUCAGGCUCAGCAUCCAACCUUGACUGAGGUCACAGUUCAACCUUUGGACCUUAAACUGACCAUAAGGCCAGAACCCACUAAGGAGGAUGAACCUUCUCCAACCAUGCAGGAGACCUUAACCCAGCCUCCAGAACCACCUAAGGAGGUUUUUGUAGCUCAGCCUCCAGUAUAUCAGAACCCAAUAGUUCCAACACAAGAUCAGGAUCACACUGAGCCUCCAAUAUCACCCAGUGUCACAGUUCAACCUUUAGACCAGGGGCUUACCACAACUCCAGAACCUACUAUGGAGGCUGAACAUUCCACACCCCUGCAGGAGACUAUAGUCCCUCCAACAUACCCCGAGGUGACACUUCCAAAUCCACAGCAAGUUCAGGCUCAGCAUCCAACCUUGACUGAGGUCACAGUUCAACCUUUGAACCUCUUACUUAUGUUAACUCUGGAAUCCAGUAUGGAGGUUGAACCUUCUCCAACCAUGCAGCAAACCCAAGCUCAGCCUCCAGAGCUCAAUAAGGAAGUUGUAGCUCAGUCUCCAUUGUAUCCCGAGGUGACAGUUCCAGCACCAGAUCAGGAUCAUGCUGAGCAUACAACAUCGCCCAGUAUCACAGUUAAACCUUUGGACCUGGAAAUUACCACAACUCCAGAACCUACUACAGAGUCUGAACAUUCUACAGCCCAGCAGCAGACUACAGCUCCCCCUCCAAAUACCCUGAGGUGA